This is a messenger RNA of Tachyglossus aculeatus (Australian echidna), 1293 nucleotides long. RefSeq names its product TUB like protein 1 (gene TULP1). The transcript is spliced from 12 exons. The record is from RefSeq and is a predicted model, not a curated record. Gene Ontology annotation, biological process: protein localization to cilium. Gene Ontology annotation, cellular component: cilium. NCBI's taxonomy places the organism in Eukaryota, Metazoa, Chordata, Mammalia, Monotremata, Tachyglossidae. Gene Ontology annotation, molecular function: actin filament binding. The coding region runs from base 1 to 1293 and encodes 430 amino acids.
AUGCCACUCCAGGACAACACCCUUCGGGAGGUUUGGGCCUCUGACAGCGGACAUGAGGAGGAGACUGGAAGUCCUGGAGUUCACAGACGCCCCAAAAAGCGUGACCUCCUGGGGAAGAAGCCAAAGAAGAAACAGCUGGAGCCCCCAGAACCGUGCCCACCCCUCGCAGAAGCCAAACCCCGGCGAGGAGGGCCCCCCCAGGGGGAUCUGGAAGGCCACAGGCCCUCUGGGAAGGCACAGCGGGGCAGGAAGGAGGCAGCUGCUGGGAAUUCAGGGCCCAAGGUGCUCCAGGAGAGACGGCGCAAGAAAAACAGCAGUCCCCCCGGAGGCCUGAAGAAGUGCCCAGUGACCAUGUUCCAGGUUGGAGGGACCAAUUCCCAGGAGAAAGUGGCUAAGAAGCAAGCACGCCCUAAAGUGCCCGCCGCCACUGACAGCAAGGAGGAGAAGGCGACCACGAAGAACAGUAACCAGAAGGGGAAAGGGCGGAAGACCCGCAAGGAGGAGCGGGCCCCGUCUCCCCCCAUUGAGGUGGGUGACCCUGAGGAGUUUGUGCUGCGGCCUGCCCCCCAAGGGGGGACCGUCCGCUGCCGGGUGACCCGAGACAAGAAAGGGAUGGACCGCGGACUUUACCCCUCCUACUACCUGCACCUGGACAACGAGCGCAAGGUGUUUCUUCUCGCCGGCCGCAAACGCAAAAAAAGCAAAACGUCCAACUAUGUGAUCUCCAGCGAUCCUAUAGACCUAUCCCGUGGUGGGAAAAACUUUGUCGGCAAGCUUAGGUCGAACCUCCUGGGGACCCGGUUCACCGUGUUUGACAACGGGGAGAACCCCGACCGGGCCAUCACCGACUGGAGUGCGGUGCGGCAGGAGCUGGCCGCUGUGGUCUACGAGACCAAUGUACUCGGAUUCCGGGGUCCCCGUCGCAUGACGGUCAUUAUUCCAGGAAUGAAUUCGGAAAGCGAGAGGGUCCCCAUCCGGCCCCGCAAUGCCAGCGAUGGUUUGCUGGUACGCUGGCAGAACAAAACCCUGGAGACCCUGCUGGUACUGCACAACAAGACACCGGUAUGGAGCGAGGAGAGCGGCUCCUAUACCCUCAACUUCCACGGCCGGGUCACCCAUGCCUCUGUCAAGAACUUCCAGAUUGUUCACGACGAUGACCCCGACUACAUCGUGCUGCAAUUUGGCCGCGUGGCCGAGGACACCUUCACCCUGGACUAUCGCUACCCGCUAUGUGCCCUGCAGGGCUUUGCCAUUGCCCUCUCCAGCUUCGACGGGAAACUCGCCUGCGAGUGA